Molecule: messenger RNA, 2633 nt
Organism: Colossoma macropomum (tambaqui)
Lineage: Eukaryota; Metazoa; Chordata; Actinopteri; Characiformes; Serrasalmidae
Exons: 2
Coding region: 1403-2200 (265 amino acids)
Source: RefSeq, a predicted model, not a curated record
CCUAAAAAGAUCACUUGGACUGAAAGGGCCGAGAAAGCCGAGGGCCGAGAAAGCCUUCCGAGAUCUUAAGGAAGCUUUUACUACGGCGCCCAUUCUGAAGCAUCCCGACCCCACACAACCUUUCAUAGUAGAGGUGGAUGCUUCAGAAACAGGAGUUGGAGCUGUAUUAUCUCAGCGGAAUGGAUCUCCUCUCAAAUUGCACCCCGUAGCAUUUUUUUCUCACAAGCUAUCACCUACAGAGAGGAACUAUGGAAUCGGUGACCGAGAACUACUGGCAGUAAAGCUAGCACUGGAGGAAUGGCGCCAUUGGUUGGAAGGUGCCAAUCAUCCUUUCACCGUUCUGACAGACCAUAAGAAUUUGGAAUAUCUUCGCACAGCCAAAAGACUCAAUGCACGCCAAGCUCGAUGGUCUCUUUUUUUCUCACGUUUCAGGUUCAGUAUCACCUAUCGGCCGGGCUCUCGUAAUACCAAGGCUGACGCACUGUCAAGGGUACAUCAAGAAAUGGCAAACUCACAAUUAGAGACACCGGAACCCAUCCUUCCUCCUGAGGUAAAUGUCUCCUCUAUUCGAUGGCAGAUCGAUGAGGAGAUUGAAGCAGCUUUACCCCACGUCCAAGUACCCAUCCAGUGUCCCCCAGGUAAACUAUAUGUACCAGAACCUUUUAGAACCUCACUGAUCACAUGGGCUCAUUCCUCGUUAACCUCCGGACACCCUGGGGAGACUCGAACUUACAAGCUACUGGUCAAUAGAUAUUGGUGGGAGUCAAUGACCCAGGAUAUUCAUUCCUUUGUGUCUUCCUGUUCCACAUGUUCACAGUGCAAAAGGCCUAAAACAUUACCAGCCGGCAAAUUAAUGCCCUUGCCUAUACCCAACCGACCCUGGUCUCAUAUCGCUGUGGAUUUUGUCACAGAUUUACCUGAGUCACAAGGAUUCACGACAGUUCUGACAGUUAUAGACCGAUUCUCUAGGGGAGUUCGUUUUAUACCCUUUGCCACUAUUCCCAGUGCCUUUCAGACUGCAGAGACAUUGUUUCAUUAUGUAUUUCGAAUUUUCGGUAUCCCGGAGGAUAUCGUUUCAGACAGGAGGCCUCAAUUCACCUCCCAAGUAUGGGCCGCCUUUUUCGAGCACAUAGGGGUAUCCAUCAGUCUGUCAUCUGGAUAUCAUCCGCAAUCUAAUGGGCAAUGUGAGCGGGUAAAUUAGGAACUGGGGAAGUUUUUGAGACUUUUCUGCCAUGAUAACCCCUCUGAUUGGUCAAAGUUUUUAGUCUGGGCUGAAAUAGCACAAAAUUCAUUGACUAGCUCUGCUACUGGACUGACUCCUUUCCAGUGUAUUUUAGGUUAACAACCACCCUUAGCACCCUGGACUGGAUCACAAACGGACGUUCCAGCAGUGGAUGACUGGAUGACGCGUAGUGAACGAGUAUGGGAGGAGACUCACCAGCACAUUGAGACCAUCCUCCAAAGGCAGAAAGAACAGGCCGACAGACACAGAGGACAAACCCCUGUCUUUCAUCCUGGUGACAGAGUGUGGUUGGCUACGAAGGACUUUCGCCCUUCCGAGGGGAGCUGCCGGCCCUUGGAUGAGGCAACACCAGACAUCAUGCCACCACCACCGGAAGUGAUAGAGGGGGCCCCAGUCUACGCUGUCCGACGGCUGCUGGACUCCAGGAGACGGGGCAGGCUCCUUCAGUAUCUGGUGGACUGGGAGGGGUAUGGCCCCGAGGAACAAUGCUGGGUGCCAGCCAAAGACGUGUUGGACCCGGGCCUCAUCGCGGACUUUCAUAGUCAGCACCCUGAGAAGCCAGCUCCUCGUCCCCGAGGCCGUCCACGUAGGAGGCUUACCAGUUCACGUCCCGCCCGUCUGAGAGAUCGUCGCGGAGAGACUUCGCCUAUCCAGCGCCUCGGCAGCUCUGGUUCGGCCCCGGUUCGAGGAUCCGGUGGUGGGAGUGGUUGUCGUCCUGGUUGUCCUCGUGCCGAGGCCCACCCGGACUCUUUGGGGGGGGGUACUGUCACGCCUACGGCAUGCUCUCAUGAUACGGACUUCAUCUCUCAGAAUCCCAUGGGAGAUCAUGUGACUCGGCCAUCGAACGCGGACUCUGAUUACGACCAAGACUCCAUUGCCCAUGGUGCAGUAGGGGCUCACGUGACCAGUGACUCUCGCGAACGCUCCUAUCAGCGCUCACAAUCACCGGAAUACUAACUGCUUUCACCUGUGUGUAUUUUCAAGAGAUAGGGAACUAGUAGUAUUUAAGCCUGGGCUUUAGUUAGAUUUGUUGCGAGGUAUUGUUCUCUUGAGACUUACUGAGCGUUUCUAUUCUGAUUAUCUGACUUCCGUGUUUUUGACCACUGCUUUGUUUCACCUGUUUUUGUAUUUUGCUUCUUCCCUUUGGUACUGUUGCCUUUUCUGAUUGAUCCGUGUUUUUGACCUUUUUGCCUGUUUCACGACGACGAUUUUGCUCUGCCCUUUUGUACUGUUUGUUGUUGGUGACUAAAGUGUUCUCAACUUUCCAUCCGCACGCGUCUGGUUUCUGUUGAACUAUCACAGAUAGGAAAACCUACAAUACAGAAACUUUGAGUGAUCACUUCUUUCACUACUGCUUGAGAGCUUAAUCUAUUGUUGUAUAUUUGUUGUG